Rana temporaria (common frog) is the source of this 634-nucleotide messenger RNA. RefSeq names its product synapse differentiation-inducing gene protein 1-like. NCBI's taxonomy places the organism in Eukaryota, Metazoa, Chordata, Amphibia, Anura, Ranidae. The record is from RefSeq and is a predicted model, not a curated record. Bases 135 to 518 code for a protein of 127 amino acids. The transcript has 2 exons. Gene Ontology annotation, cellular component: membrane.
CUGGAUUAUGUUCGGUCUUAUACACUAUGUAUGAGAAGCUCGUAUUUCACUCCCGGGACACUCCCAAAUAAAACAUCACCUGCCGACCAAACAUUCCUCACUCAGCCUGAGAUCCUGGGAGUAUCGGAACAAAGAUGUACCCCCCACUCAACUAUUCCCAGGACCCCAACGUCCCCCCCGCCCCGUACUACGCGGCACCCCCUCCCACGGUGGUGACCACACAGCCGACCGUCAUCGUGGUGCCGCAGCCGGCUUAUAAAGACUACCUGGGGCUGUCCAUCAUGAAUAUGAUCUGCUGCUGUCUUCCUAUAGGCAUCGCCGCGCUCAUCUUCUCCGUACAGACACGAGACGCCGCGAAUCGCCAGGACGCCAUCAGCGCCCAAGCAAACUCCCGCACGGCCUUCACCCUGAACAUGGUGGCCCUGGGCAUCGGGAUCUGCUGCCACAUCGUGUGGAUCGCCUACGUCAUCUACAUCAGCGUGGUGCUGAGCGCCGCCGCCUCGUCUUAUUACGGAUAGCGGGCGAGGGGAAGCGGGAAAACGCAGCGAGGCGAUAAACAUGGGGUUAAGAUUGUGAAAUGUAUGUUCUUUUUUUUUUCGAGGAAGUGAAAAUAAAAUCAUUUACAUUGUUCAAA